Messenger RNA from Ixodes scapularis (black-legged tick), 4593 nucleotides. It is a transcript of the gene krz, whose product is annotated as arrestin red cell. Gene Ontology annotation, cellular component: cytoplasm. Gene Ontology annotation, molecular function: G protein-coupled receptor binding. The record is from RefSeq and is a predicted model, not a curated record. Gene Ontology annotation, biological process: signal transduction; G protein-coupled receptor internalization. Bases 481 to 1770 code for a protein of 429 amino acids. The transcript is spliced from 12 exons. NCBI's taxonomy places the organism in Eukaryota, Metazoa, Arthropoda, Arachnida, Ixodida, Ixodidae.
CAACCGACGCGCCAUCUGUCCGCCCGCGAGAGCAAUCGUCUGUGCCCGUCCCUGGUCGCGAGUUGCGUGAGCGAGCAAUCCCUGCUGCUUGGCGCGGCGCAGCGAGCGAGCAGUGACGGUCGCCGCCGGUGUAUCUGGUGUAUCCCUCGACGGUCCGCGCUGCAUUCCGAACGACGACCAAGCGGCGUUCAUGCGGACGUUUCCCAACACCAACGCUACAACCGGAUACUUUGAUCGGCCGUGCGUCCCGCCCACGCCCAGUGCGCGCCCAGUGGCUCCGAAUUCGACGUCGCCCGAGCUUCCGCCAUUGCACCGGAGACGUCGACCGAGUGAGCGCCGGGUGCUUUCCGUCUCACCGCUGCUGAGCAGCAUCGCUCAGGCAGUGUGAGCUCCCAGGAGCACUUGUCGCAUCGUCGAGCUGUGGUCCAGGGCAGAACUGGAUAAUCCAGCAUACAAGUGGCUCUAGCCCAUGCGAGCAGCAUGGAGGGCUCCGAAGACUCCAAGAGGCCCGGCGGGACUCGGGUGUUCAAGAAGAGCUCUCCCAAUUCGAAGAUCACAAUGUACUUGGGGAAGCGGGACUUUGUGGACCACAUCACCAGUGUUGACCCCAUUGACGGUGUGGUGCUGAUCGAUCCCGACUAUGUGAAAGACCGGAAGGUGUUUGGACAUGUGCUGGCGGCCUUUCGGUACGGUCGUGAGGACCUGGAUGUGCUGGGCUUGACCUUUCGCAAGGAUCUGUACCUGGCUUCAGAGCAGAUCUAUCCGAGACUUACCACUGGAGAAAACAGUAACCGUCCCCUUACACGACUCCAGGAACGCCUCCUCCGCAAGCUGGGCCCCAACGCGCACCCCUUCUACUUUGAGUUGCCGCCACACUGUCCUGCCUCGGUAACCCUUCAGCCUGCUCCUGGGGACACGGGCAAGCCCUGCGGUGUCGACUACGAGCUCAAGGGCUACGUUGCAGACAGCGUCGAGGAGAAGGCGCACAAGAGAAACUCGGUGCGCCUGGCCAUCCGCAAGAUCAUGUAUGCUCCCAGUCGCCAGGGGGAGCAACCCAGCGUGGAGGUGAGCAAGGAGUUUGUCAUGUCUCCCAACAAGCUCCACCUGGAGGCCUCCCUGGACAAGGAGCUGUACCACCACGGCGAGGACAUUGCCGUCAACGUCCACAUUGCCAACAACUCCAAUCGGACCGUCAAAAAGGUCAAGGUCUCGGUGCGGCAGUUUGCCGAUAUCUGCCUGUUCUCCACGGCUCAAUACAAGUGCACCGUUGCCGAGAUAGACUCCGAGGAGGGCUGCCCCGUGAGCCCGGGCUUCACCCUGUCCAAGGUGCACUACUUGCGCCCUCUGCUGGCCAACAACAAGGACAAGCGGGGGCUGGCCCUGGAUGGCCAGCUCAAGCACGAGGACACCAACCUCGCUUCGUCCACCAUCAUCACAGAUCCGUCGCAGAAGGAGAAUCUAGGCAUCAUUGUGCAGUACAAGGUCAAGGUGAAGCUGUGCUUGGGGCCGCUCGGAGGGGACCUCGUGGCGGAGCUGCCCUUCAUCCUGAUGCAUCCCAAGCCCGAGGAGCAGAGCCCUACCCUUGCUCGGGCGCUAGUUCCCAGGGCCGGGGGACAGGAGGGCGACGAGGCGGGAGACUCUGCGGACUCGGGGGCCCUGGACACCAAUCUGAUCCAGCUGGACACGGACGCCUCGGGCUGCUUCGAGGACGACGACAUCAUCUUCGAGGACUUUGCUCGCCUGCGGCUCCGUGGCGAGACGGAUGCCUAGAGGGGACCGCGAGGCAAGCAGUGCCGUCCGCCCCCCCCGGGUCCCCCCUCCGUCCUGGGGGGUGAGGUCUCAGGGCACCGUGCGCAUCCCAGUUGCUAUGCAUGCCGGCAGCCUGCUCAAGUGCCAAAACUCCGUUGUGGAAACGAGCUUAGCAAGCGUGCUGGCCGCUCGGGGCAGCUGUCCCCCUCCCCCUUGUCCCCGCCCGUCCAGUCCGACGAUCUGGCCGACACUCGGGGGUGCGAAGCUGGAGCAGAGAAUGAGCCCAGGUCAUCCGAUGCGAUCGAGCAUAUGGGGCGUCCCAACGAGAGCGCAAGGCUUAAUUUCGAGAUAAAGUGCUUCAUUUAUUCGGAAAGUGCUUAUUUUUAUUUCGGUUAAGGCACCAUUGCCACGGUCCUUUGAUGAACUACUUAUUCGUCUGGAAACUUUGGCAGUUUUCGCCCUAGUAAAUCUUGCAGCCAUGAGUAGGGUUAACCCAUGUAGGAAGGAAGAUAAAAAGGAGAGAAAAAUAUUGCUUGUCCUGUAUACUUCUUGUCUUUGUCUUUUUUUGCACUAUUUUAUAUGUUUAACUAAGAUGAACCAACUAGCCCAACAACGUACCCCACUAAAGAAAAAUAUCUGUACUCCGUUCACCCUUAAGCUGACAACGCAGUGAAGCUACAUGCUUGCUGGAGUAGUCUUGCGUCUAUCUCUUGCAAUAUGAUCACGGUCCUCCCCAUACCCAUGUGCAGAGAGCCGGGUCGGGUGACGAGAGGGAGGCAGUUGAUAGAUUGGUUUGGUGAGCACGUAGCUCUCGCUGCAUUGUCAGCUUUGGGGUGGUUGGAGUAUAAAUGUUUAGCAAAAGAAUCUCGAAAAAUAUUUGUAAUCUUUUUAAAGCAGAUGUAGUUCCCGUCGCAAAGCUUUCAAAUUAUUCCGAAAGAUUGUGACCCCUAGGUCUCGAGUGUAGACGGAGUUUUCAAUCUUUGUAUCUUUUCGACCAGUCUUUUGGGGUUUCAUGAAAGGGUACACCCAUCCUGCGACUUUCUCCGCAGUGGCUUCUUGAUACCUACGUCCAUCCGUUAGGUUUUCCGAGCAAUCCAAUUGGUUUACUCGUGCGUGCCUCGAUUCGUUUCUAGAAAAAAAAUUUCCCAUGGUGUGACAAAAAGGUUGCAGGCCAGGUAUUGUAACUAUCAUAGUUUCAAUAAAUUGCAAAAAAAGUAACACCAAAUUUGAAAAAGUGACCUAAAGAAUAAAUAGGACUCGAAAGUAUAAGAUAAUAUGGUGAAGAAUACAAGCUGCAACAGUCCUUUGUUCUUUGGCAUCGCUGGUGAUUUAUAAGCAGGCUUUGGUUCAAACUAAUUAAUGGAACGCGAAGCUCGGUUCUCAUUCUUUCAACUCUAUGGCAAAGCAAACAACUUGGUUGUUUUGCUCGCAGCCUGACAAAGUGCCAUGGGACAUGUGUCGGACGUUGUGUUCCACAAACAGUGUGCACUUUAUACCGAAAUAAAAAUAUUUACACUUUUCGAAUAAAUGACGCAUUCUAUUACAAAACUUUAUCUUGCGCUGUUGUUGAAAUGCUCUACAUGAAGUAAUUGGUCUGGAUUUGUGCCCCCUCUUGCGUGACAAAACGGGAUCCAAUACGGACAGGCAUUCCCACCUUUACGCGAAGGAAGAGCGUAGGGUAGAUCUGUCUCGCUUGUUUUUAUUUAUCGGUUAUUUAAAGGCCCAUUAUCUUUGUCGUUACGAGGACCACAGGGAGUAUGUUCGAAACAGGAGGACGAAUGGUAUGCACGAAGGAUCGGCAAAAUGGGAGACUCCCGAAAAACGAGAUGCUUACGGGUUAGUUUUUUCCAUCGCCAUUCUCUACUUUUCCAGGCAUUUCCCAUUUUCAUGUUUUUCUCAUGUGAGGCCAAUUUGGAGUGCUCGUUUACUUGGUAAUAGUUUCGGAAGCGAGGCAAAGGUUGGAGCGGUCCACUCAAUGUCAUCGCAAUAAAUAUGAGGGACGGAGUGAACGAAAUGGGCACCGGCCUAAUGUGCGAUAACGACACGUUGCACUUUUUGUAAUGGUGGCGAUGCUGUCGAUUUAUGGCACCGGUACAAGGGACAAAGAACAACGGAACAUCCAUUUGUGUCACAUUCCUUGCGUUAGGAAGGGGGGAAACCAAGACCAGCUACUUCUAGAUAUAUGGUCGUUCGUAGAGGGCCUAUAGUCAGCGACAGGUUAAGAAUGUAGUGGAAGCACCACGUACGAUCCACGUUCGUCGCCUUCUGCAAGGCUUUGGCUGCAUGCGCACCAAAGUGUUCUCAAAGGCGGAAAGCUUGCGCUGGAGGCGGAGCAUGUGCCGCAUUCUUAGUCCGUUGUCGACUCUAGGUUUGGUUGCAGGCAACGCUCGAAUCCCGUCUCGACGCACCCGAGUUCGAGAGACGAGCUCUCGGAACAGUCGGCACAAUUCCGGGUUUCGCGACGCCGGAGUAAUUGUGCGGUCUCUUGCAACAGGGUUCUCGAAUUUCGUUUUCUCAUUGUAUCGCCACGAGGCACGCCUCGCGCCACCGUCCCACGUUGCGGUUUGGGCGACCGGCCGACAAUCCAGACGCGCAUUUGCCGGCGCCACGGUCCUGCCCGACCUCUUGUUCCCCCGCCCCCUCCUUGCGUCGUCGUGGCUACCUUCCGGGCACAGCUACCGCUGCGCGAAGAUGUGGAAAGAAAAAGAAAAAGAAAACAACUUCCCUUUGUGUUGUCAUUGUUGGCAAGUGAGUGAGACCAGUGUCGUGUACGCCUCUUUUCCCCCUUUGUGUUUUCGAAAGACCAAGAGUGGGGCAGUAAAGACUGGCAGUCUUGCGCCAAAA